Molecule: messenger RNA, 1689 nt
Organism: Lichtheimia ornata
Lineage: Eukaryota; Fungi; Mucoromycota; Mucoromycetes; Mucorales; Lichtheimiaceae
Exons: 4
Coding region: 1-1689 (562 amino acids)
Source: RefSeq, a predicted model, not a curated record
AUGAAGUCGCCUGUUCGCCCACCUUUGUCUGGAUUGGUUGUCACUUGCCUCUCUCCUCAGCUCGAAGUUCUUUCUUCUCACGCUGUUCGCUUUUCGCCCUCGUAUCGUCCACCUGUUGGUGUGACAUGUAUCCAUGAUGGCAACAAAGUUGUCUCUGGUUCUUGUUGCGGUUUUGGGCCCACUUUGUCCUCUGCUCUUGCUGCUGGUGCUGUCUCUGCUCGUCAAGAAGCUGUCUCUCGUCCUGUUGUUGGUGUUGUUCCUGCUUGUGGUUCUGAUGUUGGUGAUGCUGUGGUCUCUGGUGAUGAUGUUGUUGUUCCCGCUGUUGGUGUUUCUGCUGUCCCUAUUGGUGACGAAGCUGCUGGUCCUGAUCCUGUUGGUGCUGUUGUUGAUGACGUUCUUGCUUCUGAUGGCGAUAUCUCUGAAGAUGGUGGUGAUUCUGUUUCUGCUGGUGAUGACGUUCGUGUUGGUGACGACCUUGGUGCUGUUCGUGAUGAGGGUGUUGAAGCCGUUGGAGAAGACUUUGCUGUUGGAGAAGACGUUCCUGCUGUUGGUGAUGACGAUGUUGUUCGUGGUGUUGCUGUUGCUGAAGAUGUCCCCGCUGUUCUUGCUGUUGGUGGUGUUGCUAUUGGUGAAGAUGUCCCUGCUGUCCCUGCUGUUGGUGACGAAGCUGCUGGUGUUGGUUUUGACGAUGAUGAUGUGUUUGACGAGCUCGCCUUCCUCUUUCACCACUUGACAGUGGAUGAUCCUUUUGAUGAGGAUACGCAUAUGGCAGAACCUGUUGACUGGCGGUAUGUGGAGCCACGUGAUGAUAUGGAAGUUGACGACGAUUUGCUUUCCGUGAUGUCAAUCAGUUUGGGCAACUCUCCUUUCUUUAAUGACGAAGACCCGAUUAUGAUUGACAUGCCUUCUCCUCUUUUGCCACCAAGACCCGCAACACCUCCACCAUCACCUCCUCCAUCACCUACGCCAAUCCCUAUGGAGGUUGAUAACACAAUCCUUUCUCCCACCGUCACCACUACCGCUGCAACCACAACUUCCACUAAUACCGCCACUAUUACUAUGCCUAUGCCCAACCUUAUGCCCGAUCCCAUUCCUGUCAUUACCACAACUACCGAUAUCACACCUGCUACCACUACUACCGCUACCGGCAUUGUCACCUCUCCUCCUCCUAGUCCUCCUCUUAAUCCCGCCAUGUCACUCAUUGUAUCACGCAUCCAACAACUCCGUCACCGUACACGCACAACAUCAUCAUCCAAUUCCGCACCACCCACUUCUGCCACUACUACUACACCCACCACUAAUGCCGCCAUCACCACCGCCUCACGUCCUCUGGUCAACACCAAUAUGCCACCACCACCACCUCGACCACGACGCAUCACACUCACCGUUACGACACCCACCACAUCGUCAUCUACCGCCACCUCCACUCGUUCCUCUGGUAUUGUGCGACCAGAUAUGCCUCCUCCUCCACCACGACCACCACGAGCAACCGCAACACCUUCUUCUUCUUCUCGCCGAACCUCCUCCUCCUCGUCAUCAUCAUCAUCAAACACCGCCACCACUUCAACACCUCGUGAAUCCGCAUCACAACAACAACAACCUACAACCAUCACCACUACAACCGCAACACCAUCAUCAUCAUUACCAUCCGAUGUGCGAGAAGCACAAGAGGCCCUUGGCCUUGAUUGA